UAAACAGCAGCAGCAGAAAAACAUUACAACGUGAAAAGCCUAUUCCAUAAAGUUUUAAUGGUCGAAAGGGAGAGCGGAAAACGUGUAAAGAAGGUAUAAUUUUGGAAGAGGAAUUGUUUUAUUCUGCAGAAGAAUAAUCAUGUCGGACAUAGAAAUUGAAGGAACGGGUGGCGAUGGAGAAAUGGACGUAAAUACCGCUCUCCAAGAAGUUCUUAAAACAGCAUUAACACAUGGAAAAUUAUCCAGGGGUCUUCAUGAAGCUGCAAAGUCGCUAGACAAACGUCAGGCAUUACUGUGUGUGCUAGCUACAAAUUGUGACGAACCUCUCUAUGUAAAACUUGUUGAAGCACUUUGCGCCGAGCAUCAGAUUAACUUGCUGAAGGUUGACAGUAAUAAGAAAUUAGGUGAAUGGGCUGGUCUUUGCACAUUUGAUAAGGAAGGAAAAGCAAGGAAAGUAGUUGGAUGCAGUUGUGUAGUAGUUGUUGAUUACGGAAAAGAAACACAAGCCCAUGAUGUCUUGAAUGGAUACUUUAAAUCCAAGAGAGCAUAAUGUUAAAAACAUUUUAAAUAAAAAAAAAAAGUAAAGAAA
Molecule: messenger RNA, 589 nt
Organism: Stegodyphus dumicola
Lineage: Eukaryota; Metazoa; Arthropoda; Arachnida; Araneae; Eresidae
Gene: RpS12
Product: ribosomal protein S12
Biological process (GO): translation
Cellular component (GO): ribosome
Molecular function (GO): structural constituent of ribosome
Source: RefSeq, a predicted model, not a curated record